This is a messenger RNA of Aspergillus puulaauensis, 1488 nucleotides long. RefSeq lists its product as uncharacterized. Gene Ontology annotation, molecular function: transmembrane transporter activity. Bases 1 to 1488 code for a protein of 495 amino acids. Gene Ontology annotation, cellular component: membrane. The transcript has 5 exons. The record is from RefSeq and is a predicted model, not a curated record. Lineage: Eukaryota; Fungi; Ascomycota; Eurotiomycetes; Eurotiales; Aspergillaceae. Gene Ontology annotation, biological process: transmembrane transport.
AUGUCCAAAGACGAUAUCAAGAGCACCAUCCCCGUCGAGGAGCACCAAACAGCCUACGAUAAGGGCGAGCUUCUGGAAGCAAGCAGCGACGAAACAGUCUCCCGGCUCAAAUGGAAGCUGGACCUACGUCUACUCCCUCUUCUAUGUCUCACCUACGCUCUCCAAUCCAUCGACAAAACAACGCUGAGUUACGCCGCCGUCUUCGGUCUCCAAGAUGACCUGCACCUAACAGGGUCGGAGUACUCGUGGCUAGGCGCGAUCUUCUACCUAGGAUAUCUGGUCUGGGAGUUUCCGACGAAUAUCAUGCUCCAGAAACUCCCUGUCAAUCACUUUAUGUCGGCGACUGUCAUCAUCUGGGGCGCUGUCCUGAUGUGCCACGGCGCAUCGCAUAAUUUCGCAGGACAGGCGGCGGCGCGUACAUUCCUUGGUGUGUUCGAAGCUUCAAUCAACCCCGGUACAAUGCUGCUGUUCUCCAUGUACUACUCGCGCAGUGAGCAGCCUCUCCGAAUGGGUAUCUGGAUUGGCUCUGCUGGACUCGGCUAUGUGAUUGCCGGAAUCGCGAGUUUUGGAAUCGGACAUAUCCAGGCUGCGAUUGCGAGUUGGAGAAUCCUUUAUAUCAUCUGGGGUGCGAUAACCGUGGCAUGGGGUGUGGUCCUGCUGGUCUUCCUGCCGGGGUCUCCACUAACCACGAGGUUUCUGGACGAGGGUGAACGAGGCCUGGUUCUGGCUAGGGUUAGGAAUAAUGGAACAGGUGUUGAGGAUAAGAAAUUCAAGUGGCCGCAGUUUAUGGAGGCGAUGAUGGAUCUCAAGACGUGGUUGUUGUUUCUCUUUGCGGUGGCUAGUAAUUCGCCGAAUGGGGGGUUGACUUCGUUCCAAGGCCUGAUUAUCAAGGGGAUGGGAUUCUCUACGUUGAAGACGACACUGAUCCAGAUGCCGUCUGGUGGUGUGCAGCUCAUCAUCUGCCCUCUUGCCUGCUUCUUUGCAACUCACUACCCCAACUCCCGUAUUCUCAUUAUGCUCCUCUGCAUCCUCCCCUUCCUAGUCGGUGUCCUGGGCCUCUGGCUCCUCCCCUCCUCAAACCCCUACGGCCGCCUCGUCUGUCUCUGGAUCUCCUUCGCAUACACCGCAGCCUGGACACUCUGUAUGUCCAUCGCAACAGCCAACACGGCGGGCCACACGAAGAAAAUCACCACGAACGCCAUGGUGAUCAUCGGGUACUGCCUUGGCAACUUUGUCGGUCCGUUCUUCUUUAAGAGUGCCCAGGCGCCGGUUUACGAGCUCGGAGUGGGCAUGAUGUUCUUUUGUAUCGGGGUGCAGGUAUUCUGUUUACUGGGGUUGUGGGGAUUGCUUUGGAUCAGGAACUGGAAGAGGAGGACUGUUUAUAGGGAGGCCGGGGUUGAUGAUGGGGUUCGCCAGACGAUGGCGUAUGAGAGGGGGAUGAGGGAUGAGACGGACUUGGAGAAUGAGUAUUUUCAGUACGUGUACUAG